GGCUCAGAUAGAGUUACAUCAUGAAUAAUUACACACUCACACUGAGAUCAAACUCAGUAAGGCUCAUUUCAGCCUUACACAAGUCACAAAAUGGACAUAGCCGUCCUGCCAAACAACAAUCAUCCAGAGAAAUUCCUGCAGCUAGAUGUGGGAAUGCUGCCGGCUACACAUGGAAUGUUUCAGAUUGGUGCUGCGUUGUCUCAACAAAGGCAGUGGCACAACAGGAUGUACUCGCAGGUAAACUCUUCACUUGCUUAUAAAACACAAUAUAAUGGAAGGGAGAGAGGAAAGGAAGGAAAGCCAACAACAGACAGUCAUGUGUUUGAAGACAGAGAGCUGGAGAAACACAUCACUCCUCAAACUCUAAAACCAAAGAUAAAGCAGAAUCCUCUCUAUUCUCACAUCAACAUCAUCCACACGGAGGAGAACAAGUCCAAACCAUCCUGGACCAUUCAGGACUAUGACAGACACACUGCACAUGGUCACUUGGCAGACUAUAUGAAGGAAGACCCAAGAGAGCUGAGCUUCUGGCUGGAAGAUCUCUACACCCCUGGCUAUGAUUCUUUGCUCAAGAAGAAAGCAGCUGAAAUUAAGAGGAACAAAAUUUGUAAAACAUUUGUAUUCAUCAUUCUGUUCGUUUGUGCAAUAGUGAUCAUUAUUACUGUGCCAAUAGUGGUAACACAAUCUAGAAACUGAUGAAGCCAUGCCAUCCACUUACUCUAGUCUGCAUCCAUUCCUACGAUAAUCUGACAGUUCAGUUGAACAACAGCAAACACUUCACAUCAUUUAUAUGUCAUAUGGUAUAGAGGGGUGGGUCAAUAUGAUAACCGGUAUACUUUUUUUUUUUUUAAUCUAAAUUGCAUUUCGUCUGUUGUGAUUAAUCCACAAGGCUUGUGGUGUAAUAAAAAAGCAAUCCAAAAAAUAUUCUGUUAUAAUGUUUAUUACUAUAACAAUGUAGCCAGCUGGGUUAAAAACUGUAGUUUACUGUUGUAGUUUAGGCUUAAAAUUGAAAGGUUAUUACCUUUUGGAAAUAAUCCAUUAACCCAUUAUGAAAUUAAAUGAAAUGAUAUAAGGAAGGAGUGCAAUCUUCAUGUGAGUAGAUGUUCUGUGAGUCUGAAAUGCAGUACAAGUUAUGCCUCCCACAAUGGAAAAAUGAAUGUCUCAAAUGGAUUUCAAUGAUACAGCCAUUGAAGCAAUCUUUUCGAUAAAUUUGGUAAGACAAAAUUAUAUUGCUCUCCAUUAUAAUCAGGUAUGAAUAACAGCUAUUACUGAAACAUACAAUUAAUUAUACAAAGAAAUAUUGGUCUACUGUACAGUAAUACCAGCUUAAACCUAAACAUAACCAUACACGAUUAAUAAAAUAAAAGGUUAUUUGUAGAUUUACUUGUAGUUUCAUAAUUAAAAUACUUUUAAAUGUGGGGAAAACAAAGAUUCAUCAUCUGUGAGCUACGAAAUACGA
This is a messenger RNA of Ctenopharyngodon idella (grass carp), 1459 nucleotides long. RefSeq names its product major intrinsically disordered NOTCH2-binding receptor 1-like. The record is from RefSeq and is a predicted model, not a curated record. Lineage: Eukaryota; Metazoa; Chordata; Actinopteri; Cypriniformes; Xenocyprididae. The transcript has 3 exons. The coding region runs from base 91 to 696 and encodes 201 amino acids.